CCGCAGGACAACGCCACAAAUAUCCAGAAGACGCCGUUUAUCAGCAAUAUGACCUCCUCUUUGGCCAAAAUCGAGGUCUUUCCCCCCGAUCCAGUUGAGUUUUUUAAGGAGAUCCUGCAGGAAGCUGCCAAAGGACAUCCCGAUGGAUUCAUACAGGAAAUGAACCUGGCCACCGUGGACGAGGAAUUCGGGGUCCUCAACCGCACCGUACUGUACCGAGGACUCACCCAGGAUAACUGUGUGUUCUACAUCACUCAUCGGUAUGUCCGCAACUUCAAGAACCUUCUGGCCAAUCCCAAGGCCUGCAUCACCUUCUAUAUGCCGGAUGUUAGGGAUGAGGCCGGAAAUCAAAAUACCUGGCAGGUGAGAUUGAUUGGAGCCACCGCCGUGGAACUUCCCCAAGGCGAAAUGGAUGCUUUGUGGGCCAAGGAGAAUUUGGCUGCCCAGAUCAGGGGUCACAUCUGUCCAUGUGGAGAACCCAUUAACCACGAUGAUCUCAAGGCGAAGCACGAUCAGUUCCUUCGGGAUCACAGAGGAAAAUCUAUCGAGAGACCAGCAAGCUAUACCGCUUGGAAAUUCCAACCGCAACGUUGGGAUUUCCUGAAGGUGGGUCUCGACCAAAUUGCGGAUCGAGUGCAGUACCGCCUUCAAACGGAUGGGAAAUGGCAAUCCAUGCACGUGUCCACCUAAUUGUGGCAUGCCAACAGUAAAAUUAUGAUCUUGGACGAUUUAAUUUUAUUCAACAAUAUCUUUCUACAAACAGCUAAACGUACCGCCUUCAAACGGAUGGGAAAUGGCAAUCCAU
Drosophila erecta is the source of this 805-nucleotide messenger RNA. RefSeq names its product pyridoxine/pyridoxamine 5'-phosphate oxidase. Bases 49 to 690 code for a protein of 213 amino acids. Gene Ontology annotation, biological process: pyridoxal 5'-phosphate biosynthetic process; pyridoxine biosynthetic process. Gene Ontology annotation, molecular function: pyridoxamine phosphate oxidase activity; FMN binding. The transcript is spliced from 3 exons. The record is from RefSeq and is a predicted model, not a curated record. Lineage: Eukaryota; Metazoa; Arthropoda; Insecta; Diptera; Drosophilidae.